UCCAUUCUUGGCUGGGCUGGCUGCCGCCGUGUGGCGAUGCAAAAUCGUCUCGGAAAUUUUACUUCCCGAUGACAUGGGACCCCCGCCUAUUACUCCGAUGAUCCAGAUCAUACGCUGCGGCCACGCCCGUCCUAGGCACGGUUAGGUUCAAUAUUUAUUAUUCGGAAGGAAAAUGGCGCGCCGAAAAUCGUCGGAAAAGUGCAACCAGCAACAGAAGCCGAGUACCCUGAAGCAAAAGAACAAGGCCAACAGCGACGAUGAGAAUUUCACGAGCUUCAAAGAUCAGCUCAAAGCUAUGGGGCUGACGCUGCGGGAAAUACAGGGUGAUGGGAACUGUCUAUUCCGUGCUCUCAAUGACCAACUCGAAGGCCAUACGAGGAACCACCUCAAGUACAGGUUCGAGACGGUACAAUACAUGAAGGAGCACAGGAACGACUUUGAGCCCUUCGUCGAGGACGACGUCCCUUUCGACCAGCAUUUACAUAACCUGGGUCAGCCUGGCACCUAUGCGGGCAACGAUGCCAUAGUUGCCUUUGCCAAGCUUCGUGAGCUUGUAAUUGUUAUACACCAGCUAAAUACUCCCCUGUGGCAGGUGAAGGGAACUGACAAGCCCAACGCCACGGAGCUCCACCUGUCCUACCACAAUGGCGACCACUACAACAGUGUCCGCAAAAUUGGCGACAAUACUCAGGGUCCCGCAUCAAUCCGAUUAGCUGCAGCAAGGGCCGACAAACAGCAGAAUUCAAGUAAGGAAGGGGCGGCGUCUGGUGAUGCGGCGGCACCGUUGGAAGAGCAGAUAAUGCGAGAGACCGGCAUCCAAGACCUGCAGUUGAUCAAGGAGGCCCUGCAAGAGAACGCCUUCAACAAAGUAGGAGCCAUCAGUCAACUCAUGACGCGUCGAGCCUCCCUUCCCAACAGGGACACAGAUGACUGUGAGGACGUUGAGUCAGCUUGGAAUGCUGACGGGCUGGAGCCUCUGAUAGUCAAUGAGGGUGCAGCAGCAGGAGCAUCGCCGAAGAACGGGGUUACGGAACCCGAAGAGGCCAAAACGAAAGCAGAAUCCACGCCUGGUCAAAAGAAACGGCUGUCAUCCAAGGCGAAAAAAGAGAUCAAAAAGCAAGAGCGCAAGCAGCGGAACAUCCAGCGCAAGAAAGGGGACAGCAACACCCUGAAGCUUCACAACGAACAGGAGGCCAAGGCGACUGACGUCAUUGUGGCGGACUUCAAGUACCUCACCAUCUGAACGCCGCGGAGCAAAAGAGACAGCUGCGACCACCUUGCGCUGAUGAGAUGAAGAAAAAAAAAAGCAAACAACAAAACCUAACACCAAAAGUGAACUGUACAGACAUUCCAUGUUGCGUGCCUUAACGACCGUUGAUGGGUUUCCGAGGCGAUGGCGUAGUUCCUGUUCCGAUUUCGAUGCCGAGACGAAGAAGUCUUCGGCUUCAUUAACUUAUUUAGAAUGAAAGUGGGUUGUGAGUGUCCUCCGCCUUGCAGGACAAGUGUGUAGGCACGUGUGAGCGUCUCGUGGAUGCUUCGCCUUUUUGACGGACUCUGGGGGCUGCGACAACGCUUUCUGUUGUUGUUUGGAAAGAGAGAGAGACUUUGCAUUUCGACUUUAGCGCCAAUCGACCCCUUCUCGUGGGCUCCCAUUUCCUAUCGUCGUCGUACAACGGAGCGCUCUAGUGUGUUCCAAAACUCUCUAUGUAUAAUUUAUUUAGAUGACCAAUGAAGCGCUGCUCCUGUGGAGAGCGCACAUAGAUGAUGUAAAGAUAUGAUGUUGGCUAUAAAGGAGAUGACCGUAUGUACAUGAUUGCUUUAUUUUUCUUCCCAUCAA
Molecule: messenger RNA, 1837 nt
Organism: Rhipicephalus microplus (southern cattle tick)
Lineage: Eukaryota; Metazoa; Arthropoda; Arachnida; Ixodida; Ixodidae
Product: OTU domain-containing protein 3
Biological process (GO): protein deubiquitination
Molecular function (GO): cysteine-type deubiquitinase activity
Source: RefSeq, a predicted model, not a curated record